Pungitius pungitius (ninespine stickleback) is the source of this 3584-nucleotide messenger RNA. It is a transcript of the gene zbtb41, whose product is annotated as zinc finger and BTB domain containing 41. The record is from RefSeq and is a predicted model, not a curated record. The coding region runs from base 439 to 3165 and encodes 908 amino acids. Lineage: Eukaryota; Metazoa; Chordata; Actinopteri; Perciformes; Gasterosteidae. Gene Ontology annotation, molecular function: protein binding. The transcript has 11 exons.
GCUCUACGUAUAUACUUAAAUAACAAUGGACUACCAUCGUCUGUUUCUCCGUAUCUCUUUAACCUCGAUGUAUGUCGACGCCUGUAAACGGGCGCGUUACAGAGACCGGAGCUGCGCGAGCCAAUGAGCGACCGGUUUGUUGCGUUGUCUCUAUAUUUUUCCAUAAUGGAAGGUGCGGCGUGACACUUCCGAGGGAGCUCUUAUUCCUCCUUUUACUUCCCGUAUGGCUUGUCAACGGGAGUGCGCGGGUCAUUUUUUAAACGAGCCUCGUAUUGCUGAGGAAAUAUUUAAUUUUUUAUUAAACGCCCCGAUUAAAGGGUAGAAAGUGGAUUUCCGGGAAGCGUCCAGGGUCGUUUGUCAACACUCCCCUCGCAGGGGCCCGUCCGACGCACCGACAACAUGAAGGUUUGACCUGAUGGUCGCCCAACGGACCCACCAAUGAAGAAGAAGCUUUGCAGUCCGCUGCGUCCCAAACGCACGAGGCUGGUCAGUGCCAGCGAUGAAUCUGCCCGGCAGGUGGUCACCGCGCCGAGGUCCAUGGCCCGACCCAACUCUGAAACUGUCCCAGAAUCAAGCUCCCGCAUCCGGAACCUGGCCAUGACGCAGCACAGUCACAAGCUCCUCGCGUUCCUGAACGAGGACCGGACCAGACAGAGGUUCUGUGAUGUGUCCGUGUCCGUGGGUGGGAAGCUCUACAGUGCCCACAAAGUGGUGCUGGCCCACGGGAGCAGCUACUUCCACGCCGAGCUGUCCAAGAACCCCGCUGCAGCGCAUGUGACUCUGGACCACGUGGAGGACUCUGUUUUUCAGCACCUGCUUGGCUUCCUGUACACCUCCGAGUGCGCUGUUGCAGAGAUGGACCUACCAGCGCUGACUGAAGCGGCCCAAUUCCUGGACAUGAUGGAUGUGUUGAAGCUGCUGUGUGAAGAAGGCGACGACAACCCAGUACGUGUGAUCCAGGCCCAGGGUGAGAUGAGAGGUUCGCCCGACGUGGAAAUGGCCUCCGGUGACUCGCCAGCCGUUAACAGGGUUAUCCAGGGCCCACAUGAGGACACCUCAACGGAGAAAGAGAAGGCGCCAGAUCAGAGAACCGUCACCACGCGGAGAUCAUCUCGCAGGAGGAAAACCCCCACCAAAUAUCAGAGAGACAGUGCGGAGAACACCAUCGACACUCCGGAGGAAAAACAAAGGAUUGUUUCCUCGAGGGAGCAAAACGACGAAAGAAUGGAAGAGACGGGAAAGUUGAUGUUGGAAAACCACUCUCCUAAACUGGCCGCAAACGAGACAUCCAAAGCAGCUCGGGGGGAAGACGUGGUGGACGAGGAGGGAGAGGACGGAGACGUGAGUGAAGACUGGGUUGCCCAGAGGAAAGCUGAUGAGGUUUGCGCAGCAGACCAGAACAAAGCUCAGCAGGUCCCGGAUGUAGAAAGGGUCGAGCGCGAGGCCGGCGGCGAGGCGAAGGAGCAUGUGCCAGCCGCAGGGAGCUCCACACCGAGUCCAGUGUACCCCGAAGGUCUGGCUCCUGUCGUCAUCCAAACCUCCAGCAAGAAGGUUCUCAAGUGCCCCAAAUGUGACAAGACCUUUGACCGCCCAGGGAAGUAUCAGAGUCACACCAGAGUGCACACAGGAGAGAAACCAUUUCAGUGUGACAUCUGUCUCCAGCACUACUCCACCAAGUCCAACCUGACCGUACACAAGAAGAAGAUGCACGCCAGCGACGCCCCCUUCCGGAAGAAGGAGCACAAAUGCCCCUUCUGCAACAAACUCCACGCCAGCAAGAAAACCCUGGCCAAGCACGUCAGGAGGUUUCAUCCAGACCACGUCCAAGAGUUUCUUACGAAGAGGAAGAGGAAGAGUGAAGGCUGGAAAUGUGCUAUUUGUCUGAAGACCUUCACACGCAGGCCUCACCUGCAGGAGCACAUGAUCCUGCACACCCAGGACCGGCCUUUCAAAUGCUCCUUCUGUGACGAAUACUUCAGGUCUAGGUUUGCCAGGCUGAAGCACCAAGAGAAGUUCCAUCUAGGUCCCUUUCCCUGCGAGAUUUGUGGUCGACAGUUUAACGACACGUGCAACAGAAAGCGGCACAUUGAGUGCACACAUGGAGGCAAAAGGAAGUGGACCUGCUUUGUUUGUGGUAAAUCCGUAAGGGAGCGAACAACUUUGAGGGAGCACUUGAGGAUCCACAGUGGGGAGAAGCCUCACCUCUGUAGCAUCUGUGGCCAAAGUUUCCGACAUGGCAGCUCUUACAGGCUGCACCUCAGAGUCCACCACGACGACAAGCGAUACGAGUGUGAUGAAUGCGGCAAAACCUUCAUACGCCACGAUCACCUGACCAAACAUCAAAAAGUACACUCUGGUGAGAAAGCCCACCAAUGUGAAGAAUGUGGCAAGUGCUUCAGGCGCCACGACCAUCUGACGGCCCACUACAAGAGCAUUCAUUUGGGCGAGAAAGUUUGGCAAAAGUAUAAAACCGCUGUGCAUCAGUGUGAGAUUUGCAAGAAAGAAUUCAAAGGAAAGUCCAGUCUGGAAAUGCACUUCAGGACGCACUCCGGUGAGAAACCCCACACGUGUCCAGAGUGCAACCAGACAUUUCGGAUCAAGAAGACCCUGACGAAGCACAUGGUGAUUCACUCAGACGCUCGUCCGUUCAACUGCCCCCACUGCAGCGCCACCUUCAAGAGGAAAGACAAGCUCAAGUACCACGUGGACCACGUGCACAGCACCCGGGGGCUCGGGGAGGUUAAAGAGGUCUCCGUUCCCUUCGGGGAACCCUCUAAGGUGUACUGCGCUGAGCCCAAGUCCGCCGCCCAGAGCAGCCCUUCCUCUGCCCAAGUCUGCGUGCCGGUCACUUUAGUCGCCGUCCAGACGGCAGGUGGAGCGCAGGGGGACCCGAAUGCUCACAGGGCCUCUUCUCUUGCCUCCCAAACUCACAGCGUUGUGAGCAUGCAGGCUCAGGGAGCGCAGCAGAGCUCCAGCUACCAGGCGGCUCCAGACCUGGCAUUUUUAGAGAAGUACACCCUGACCCCGCAGCGCGGCAACAUCGUCCACCCCGUGAGACCCGAUCAGAUGCUGGACCCCCGAGAGCAGUCCUACCUGGGCACGCUGUUGGGAUUGGAUUCAGCUUCCUCUGUGCAGAACAUUUCCAACUCGGAUCUCACACACUGAUGCUCCUCCGCAAAACCUGAUUCAAACAAUAGGAACAGAAGCUACAGUUUUCACCAUUCAAAUGUAUUCAGUCAAUACAGAGGACAAUCAUGGAAAGUCAUUACCUUUGAGAUAAGCAAGACCUGGUGGAGGUUUAGCAGGAUCUCAGGAAACUCAUUAAAACCCCAAAAUAGAUAUAAUAAUGUCCAAAAAGAAGAAAACUGGAUUUAAAUAGAUUUUUCUGCAUUUGUCAAUAGAAAUGCAAAGGACUGUGUAAACUGUCAGAUAAUCAUCACGCUUCAGAAGAAGAAUCAGAACUGUAUGAAAUGUUGUGGAAACAAUUGUUACAAAAAGGAGAUGAAAAAUAUCUGGAAUGUUUCAAAUGUCAAGGCUGCCUCUUUCUUUAGUGAAUAAAUUGUAAAUGUCUGUCUUCUGAUGGA